AUGAAGGUUGUGAUAGCCGUAUUACUGUUGAUAUGUCGGUGUAUAGAUGGCAAUGUCAUUCGUAGCAGUGUCCAACCUGCGGUUAAUGAGGAUACCGCAGUGGGAAGUGCUGAAGCGAUUGGUGCAACCUCAACGAAAAAAUUCAAAGAUAUGAACAAUGACCGAGAAUUCAAGCCAUGGGCAAUGCCUAACAGUGGGAAUGAUAGGAACGCUCAGUACCAAGGAUUUAAAGGCACUGAUAAUGAGCAUGGAUAUGCGUACAAUUCAACUAGCUAUACCUACCAAAGAACAAAAGAGCCGUCUCAUGAAAACAACAGCAAGAAUAAGCGGAAGAACAUUGAAAAGAAGGGAACAUUAGAGCUUAACGGUAGAGAUCGCAAUGUUGAGGAAUAUAGUAAUAAAAGCUAUCGCGGAGGUGCCGGAAAUGAUAGUAAAUCAAGCAGAUAUUACAAGCCUGAAGAACUUAAAAAGUUAGAAAGAGGAAGACGAGAAACCAACAAA
Strongylus vulgaris is the source of this 501-nucleotide messenger RNA. The record is from the annotation of a GenBank genome assembly. NCBI's taxonomy places the organism in Eukaryota, Metazoa, Nematoda, Chromadorea, Rhabditida, Strongylidae.